Messenger RNA from Amphiprion ocellaris (clown anemonefish), 5877 nucleotides. It is a transcript of the gene avpr2l, whose product is annotated as arginine vasopressin receptor 2, like. The coding region runs from base 3784 to 4689 and encodes 301 amino acids. The record is from RefSeq and is a predicted model, not a curated record. Gene Ontology annotation, molecular function: peptide binding; vasopressin receptor activity. Gene Ontology annotation, cellular component: membrane. Gene Ontology annotation, biological process: G protein-coupled receptor signaling pathway; regulation of systemic arterial blood pressure by vasopressin; positive regulation of vasoconstriction. Lineage: Eukaryota; Metazoa; Chordata; Actinopteri; Pomacentridae. The transcript has 2 exons.
GCGGUCAAAAAUGUCACCAAAACGUCAUAGUUUAGUAUGUCAGGGUUCCUACAGCUUAAGGCAAGUUAAAUUCAAGAUAUUUUAAGACUUUUUUUUAUUGCCAUUUGAAAUUAAAUUUAAGACCAACUUCACAAUAAACACAAAUGAAAAAAAACACCACAUCAAUUACAUAGGGUUAGGAACAAUUUUACCCAAAUGUUUAUUUUAACAUAAAACAUGAGUUUUUGGUCCAGUGAAAAGGUUUUUUUUUCUUUGACCAGGCAAAAUUCCUUCAGUUGCAAUAUGUUCUUGCUGCAGUAGCUCCAGGAACUUCCAAUUAAUGUUUGGUCCAUCCAUGGAGACGGACAGCGGCUUACGCCUAUCCAGGUCCUUGGCACCUUCCUGAGAAUAAACAAUGUUGAAGCACAUGAAGCAUAUAAAAAUCAUACUGGAUUAAUCCAGUAUAGAGUUAGCAAACUGUUAUACAGCAUAUUGUCUUUGUAACAGAUGGAAGGCUGACACAGAAAAGAUAUCAAUAACACCUUAAAGCGAUAUUCCACUUUUCAAGAAUAAUCCACUCAACAUGUACUCACCUCUAUGCCCAUGUGAGGAUGGGUGAAGAUCUUCAGUUCACAAAGCAAUCCUGGAGUUUCAGCAGAAAACAGCCUUGCAGCUAAUUAGAGUGAAUGAUGACCAUGGAUAAAAUCAACCACCACAGAGAGCAGAGACAUUUUGUGUUUGUUUUUUUACAUUUUAUCUGUCUGUUUUUAGAGCAAAAUGCUAUACUAUGACAUUUUUUGGACGACAUGCUAUACUAUGAUGUUUUUUGGACGACAUUUGUAUUACAACAAUGCGCACAUUUAUCGUCUUUUUCCUAAUUCACAUGCACACAUUUAUCAAGGCCACUUUCUUGUUUGUUUGUUUUUUUUUGCAAACAGCUGUUUAGCAUCUUGUAAUGAAAAUGAAACAGUGAAUCUUAUCAAAUCAAAAAGAGUUGUGCUAUAACAUCAGUUCACUCACGUUUGCUUAAUUUUAAAUCUAUUUUGGUGCUUGGAGAGCCACAGGGUUGUUUUAUGUGAUAACAACUAUAGACUAACAGCUCUUAAUGAUAAUAAUUUCAACAGCAUUUGACAGAUCAGGCAGAUGGCUACCUUGGUAAAGGUCAAUACAUGUGGAGGUACCGUUUCUAAAGGACUGUGCUCGCAUCAUGACAAAUGAUAUGUGUAAAGCUAUUCACUUGAAACCCUUUGUCUUGAGAGGUACGGUUGUGGUUUUAGAUACAUCUCUGGAAAGGUUUUUUAUAACAGCACAGUGGUAUUUUCUACAAACCGGCCACCAGCAGCAGAAAGCAGGAUCAGUGGCAAUACUCAUCUUUUUCUGCUGCACACAACCUUUUAGUUUAGAAUAUGAACAAUCCACAAUGAAAUAGAGACCAUGUAAUAAGUGUUACUUGUCAUGAGUGAAGUGUUUGCUACAUGAUUGCUGCCACUUUUCCAACAUGGUGAGUGUACUGCAUAUACAUCCAGCUUCUCAAUCAACCAAACACUCUACUGCGCAAUUCAACCCAGGGGAAGAAAAGAUAAACUUCAAGAGCAAGUGAUUUUUUUCGAGUACGGCUUGCAUGGUUGUGCUUUAAUUAGUUAGUUUCAACUUCAGCAGAAAAUAUGAGUGGUAUUCGUGUCAGUGUGUUUCCUCAGCUGAUUUCUGUUUCAGUGCUCAGCUUUUGGUUUGCUCACUGUGAUAAUUGUAUAAUAAAUCAAGCAUCAAGCAGCACUUGGCAUGCUGUUUGUGAGGCUUGAUUUAUAUUGUAUUCCACACUGCAAGAAUAACAAACAGGCAAAAGAAAAAACAAUCUGACGACUAGAAAAAAAACUAUAAAAUGUAAGCUGUGUAAAUACAGAAAAUUUACAGAUGUUACAUCGUUAUGUUUUGGGGAGAAACAUUGUCCUUUUGCAGAUUUUUCCCUUUUUUAAAAAAUCAAAUACCUUCAUCAAGCUGACAGAUCAGAUGUUUUGUGGUGAGACUUAUUAUUUUUUAUUCAUUUCUAUUUUUUUUUUUUUUUUAGCAGAUUUGGCUUCAAUCCCCUUCAAUAAAAUGCACUUGACUGGUAAAUAACACUCUUUUUUUGACAGACAAAGUGUGCCCCACUAUUUCAAAGCAGUUUUGUUCAAAUUUAUUCAGAUGAAAAUUCAUUUAUCUUCCAAAUAUUCACAUAUAAUUCUCCAGAGCUCCCAAGGAGGAAGUGAAAAACUUGAGAUAGCUGUUUUAGCAACAUGAAGUGGAGAUCAACACCAGAGUUUACAAAAAUAUCGGUUUCAAUAAAUGUAUAUCUUAAGUGAAUAUCUAGGGGACAAACUGCAAAACUAAAAGCAGCCAUGACACCAAGGUGAGCUCCAGCAGCAACAGUCGCACCAAUGCAAGACUCCCAAGACCUUUAGCUUUAUUACAGUUAUGACAAUAAGCCCACGCACCACCCAGAAUCUCUGCACCACUACUGUAAGACCAGUGGGGAUACUGUAGGGUGCAACAAGCAUGACAGAUGCAAACUUGAGAACAGUGUAUCUUUUAAAAAAAUCUCUGUGCAUAAAGUUGGAUGUAAUGAAAAAAUGUGAUUAAUUUGUACCCAGAAUUACAGAGUUUGAAUGUACAAAUAUAAAGCUAACAAAAAUUCCCUUAAAAUUAAGUGUAAAAAUGCUGAAUUGAUAGUACGGCAAUCAAACUUUAUAUAAAGAGCUGCUUAUUUAUUUACUGAUUGUCACAGUCACUUGACAGAAAUGUGUAUGUAUUGUCAGAAAGCAGAGAAACAGUUUAGAAUUUCACAUAUAUUUUAAAUAUAAAACGAUAUAUUACAUUUAGCAUUAUUGCAUUGUUGCUAAUUUACAGAUGACAUUUGCAGAUUUAAAGACUUUUCUAUGCUUUUUAGAACCACUGUAAAAUUUUUGUUAUUUUCUGUAAAAUUGGGGUUUAUUUUUACAAUGAGAAUUUGCUCAUUCCAACCUUAACAGCCUCAGACUUUCAACAGCUCUUAUGAUUUCCAGGAGAAAACUAAAGAACCCCUUUUGAAUUCUAAUGAGCAACACACUUCAAAAACAUAAUUACCACAGUUUUCUUUUGUGUGUCUGUCAGCAAGACUCCUGCAUUCACUAUAGGAUACUUUUCUAUGCCAUUCCCACUCACGCUUACAUUACUUUCACUGCCUACACAAUCUAAAUGUCACAGGUGUGAAGGUAAUUACCGUCAAGCUGCUGACAUUACUUAUGUUUAUUGUUUUAAUCUUUUACUGAAUUAUGUAGUUCUACACAAAGUGACUACUGCAAAAUGUAAUAUUUGUAGGACAAAUAUGAUGCAAAAAUGUAUGACAUUAAUGUAGCUGGAAUACAAACAUUGAACUGAUACAAAAAAAAUAAAAAAUACUGUGAACACUGUGGUCUAGUACAGAUGUAGUAUGUUUAUAGAUGCAUUCGUAUUUAUCCAAGUAAAUAUUACGUGUAAUCUGCAACAGAAUAUGGAUAUAUUGGUACUAUUUGGAGAGCUGUGAAUGUUUAGGAGGUAAAUGUGUUUGUGCAUUUGAGGUUUCUAAUAUAAUGCUCAUCUGUAUUUGUGUAUAUCUAUCUCAUAAGCCGUUUCACUUGCAUUCAGUCACCACUGGGUAGUCUGAACUCCCUCUCUCCCCUCAGUCACAACUGCGGCACUUUCCCAUUUGGUGCGCAAAAAGGCAGUGAAUGCCUCGAUAUCUCUGCACUAACAUGGCGUGACAUUAAUUCAAAUCUGGGCAGAAACAAAAGGAAACGAUUUCGUUCUCAAAUGGAUACCAGCAGCACCAACAAGUCUGGAAAGACAGCAGAUGAAGAUGGAGAGGUCUACGAGCGUUUUGCGCACAUUCGAGCUGGAGUUCUGGGAUUGAUUUUUGUUUUUGCAGCAUGUGGUAAUCUUUUCUUCUUGGGCACACUUUGGAAAAAGAGAAAAAGAAACACAAGGACUCAGCUGUUCCUCUUCCACUUGUGCUUGGCGGAUCUGGUGGUCGCUUUUUUCCAAGUCUUACCACAGAUUUCCAUCGAAGUUACGCACCGGUUCCAAGGGACAGAUUUCCUGUGCCGGUGCGUAAAAUACCUGCAGGUGGUUGGAAUGUUUGCCUCCGCGUACAUGAUCGUGGCCAUGACCAUAGACCGGUACCACGCAGUUUGCAUGCCGAUGGUUUCCUUCUUGAAGGGCUCUUUUAGGCGAUAUCUUUCCAUUGGAGCAGCGUGGCUGACCUCUCUCGCCUUCAGCUCUCCGCAACUCUUUAUCUUCUCUCUCCAGGAGGUGGAGGAGAACCAGUACGACUGCUGGGCAACAUUUGUAGAGCCGUGGGGGAGCAGGAUCUACAUCAGCUGGAUCACCCUGUCAGUGUUCGCCCUGCCUGCUGUAAUUUUGUUGUAUUGCCAAAUGAGGAUAUGCACGACGAUAUACUUUAACAUGAAGAGGAAGGCGCUGCAGUCAGGGCGCACAGGCACGAAGGGGUUGUCCAACGCGAUGCUGAAGACUGUGAAGAUGACUUUUGUGAUCAUCAUGGCAUACACAAUGUGUUGGAGCCCGUUCUUUGUUGUGCAGUUGUGGUCUGCAUGGAGUCCCAGCAGUGCACCUACUAAAGGUCCGGUGUUUGCCAUCAUCAUGCUGCUGGCCAGCCUCAACAGCUGCACAAACCCUUGGAUAUAUCUCUACUACAGCUAAAACAAUAAAUAAAUGACAUAAAGUCACUUAAAUCCAUGCCAUAAUGAAAACACAUCAGGAAAAUGAAUUCCGUUAUGUAGCCUGUGUUUGCAUCUAUGUAGAUGAUAAAUAUCAAUUUAUAAGGUAUAUUCUUUCUGUUUUAGUGUCAUCACUGCCAACAAAUAAAAAAAAAAGUGCAUAAUGGCAAAGCAUUCUUGCAUAUGUUUGAGGGGAAUACUGUGCUACUGUGAAAGAAGUUGUGAUAUAUACAUAUAUAUGCUAAAAUAUGCCAGAAUAAGGGCCUCCUCAAAAGGCAUAACAAUGCUUGCACAUAAUCCUGCUUUUCAUACUGCAUGGUGACAAGCUGAAGGCUUUUUCAAAAUAAAAUCCCCAUUGAAAAGCGAUCAUGUCUGCAUUUGUAUUCCAGACACAGUUCAGAGAAACCUAACAUCUGGCAUGUAUCUGCUGCUAGUGGUUCAUUAUCCACUUAGUCACUUUGCAAAGGUUUCUUUUAUUAUCUGUGCACCUCGGAGUUCAUCACUGCACCUGUGGAGACAGAGGAAUUAACAUAUUCCUCUUCUCAUUUAAUCCUUGUUGUUCUGUUUAUUACUUCAGAGUCAUUGAUUCAUUUCCCUGGCUGCUGGAUUAUAGCAGUUUCAUUUCAUUACUAAUUUUGAGAAUCUAUUCUCCUAAUCCUUGCCAGUGCAGCGGGUCUCAUUGCCGGUCAUCGCUGGGAAAAUGCGUCAUCUUGUAGCUUGGGGAGGGGGGGGGACUGAAAUUGCACCUCACAAAUCCUUCCAUAUGUGUGAUCAAUCAUUUUGGGCUUAAUUCAAAAACCAAUUUAGCCACUCUCCCACACAAGCACAGGUGGUGUAGAAAACUAAUGUGUAUCAAAUUCGACAUUGUAGCAGAAACUCCAUCAUGAAGACGCACUCAAUUCUGUACCUAAUUAAAGCCUACAAUGCUUAAUGUAAUGAUAUGCUUAAUUACAAGCACAGCAGGUUUAUUUUCUCUUUUGUCGCAACCAUUCACAUGCUGGUUAAGAUGGAGACGCCAAUUUUCCCUGUUUACAGGUGGUUUGUUUGUAUUUUCAUCACAGAAUGCUCUAGUAUAAUUUCAAUCCACAGAUGUGUGGAUGGCUGCCCUGUAUUGAAUUAUACUCUAGAAGGCAGCUUGAAAUAAGAUUAGGUGUCUCACAUGGCCAAAAUA